AUCAAGCACGGAAAUAAAAUAACAGCUGUUCUACAAUAUUCGCUCAGGCAACUCAGGCAGCAGCUGUACCACGCAGCCGUUUUCCUUGGAAUCGCGUUGUUUGUACGUUGCAUUGCUUUCUCAUUGUUGAACAACUCGCCGUGUGGUCUAGACUGUUCUUUUAUCCACUUUUCAACGUUUAUUGCUGUCGCAACAGUUUCAGUAUUGGCGUUUGAAGUGUGUGAAUCAUAAAUCAGUACAAGCAGUCUACGUCGGCGUUAUGUUUACCAAAAUUCACAGUUCGUUGUUAUUGUGACUUCGGUUGAAAUGACUCGUGAAUACGUGGACCGCGAGAAGAGUUCCGCAGUGUUAUGUUAGAAUCUCUUUUAGAUAGUGACUAUUGGAAAUUUAGUUCUUGACAAUGUCGAACACGGUUCCGACGAGUUCCGCGCUGAGGGCUUUGGCCUUAGAAUACAAGAGUCUCCAAGAGGAGCCCGUGGAAGGGUUCCGAGUGAAGUUGUUGGGUGAGGACAAUCUGUUUGAAUGGGAAGUGGCAAUCUUUGGUCCGCCAGAUACGCUCUACCAGGGUGGAUAUUUCAAGGCACAUAUGAAAUUCCCUCCGGAUUAUCCGUAUUCACCACCUUCCAUUAGAUUUUUAACAAAAGUCUGGCAUCCAAAUGUCUAUGAGAAUGGCGAUCUGUGCAUAUCGAUCCUACAUCCUCCAGUGGACGACCCGCAGUCGGGCGAGCUGCCGUGCGAGCGCUGGAACCCGACGCAGUCGGUGCGCACGGUGCUGCUCUCGGUGAUAUCCCUGCUCAACGAGCCAAACACCUUCAGCCCGGCGAAUGUGGACGCCAGCGUCAUGUACCGCCGCUGGCGCGACUCCAAAGGCAAGGAUAAGGAGUACGAGAAUAUUAUCAGAAAACAAGCUCAAGUAGCGCGCAUGGACGCGGAAAAGGAAGGAAUAGUUGUCCCGCUGACGCUAGAAGAUUACUGCAUUAAAACGCAAGUCAAGUCGACGACUCAAGAGCCGCAGUUGGACAUGACCGACUUCUACGACGACGACUACGACGACCUCGACACGGACUCCGACGAGGAGCUGGAGGGCGGCGAGGGCGACGGCGACGAUAGCGGCAACGGCGAGUCGUGAGGCCGCGCCCCCCGCGCACCCCGCGCGCCCCGCGCCGCCCGCGCCCCCCGCGCACCGCCCGCCGCCGCCUACCACGCGAUCUCCUGCAAACGCGUCCGGACCACCAGGCGACUCUGACCGCGCGACACGUCAGCGAAUAUGUAUACAGCAUCCGCUAAGGGCUGCAUUUAUUAUACAUAUUUCACGUUCUCUGGACACGUUAGGUACUCCGUACGUAAAGCUCAUGGUAGAGUGGUGCACUUUAGGUAUUACACGCCGCCGAGUGAGGCAGGCACUGCAUAAAAACAAACAUCUGCAUGUUUCAUCCUCAUUGUAUAUUGGUGUAGUUUAAUGUGCUAGGCUCGUAAAUUAUCGUAUUAUUUUUUACGCUUGCCUCUCUACAAUACUUAUCUUGCAGCCUAGUUGUUUCCAACCUACGACUACGCUUACGCAUAAAAUAUAUUAAAAACAACUGGACGAAAUCACUCGCCAUCAAACUUUAAACCUCGAAGUAACAAUCUAAAACAUCAUUAACCGUCAAUCAUGACCAAUUUAAAACCCAUAUUACUUUCAAGCUGACGUACUUAAACGCAACGCUCUCGGGCGCUCAGAAUGUGUUUUUAACUAGCUGUCCUUUGCUAGUAUAUUAGCGAAAUUGUUUUCGAUAGACAACUCAAUUCUAUUACUAAAUGUGAAUUUUUAGCUAAAUAAUUAUGUACGAACACUUAUUGGCGUAAUACUAAAUUUGUAAAAAAAAAAUACAUGAAAUAUCAUUCAUAUUGCUUGAUCACAAUAUAUCGAGUGCUAAUCAUAAUACAUCACAUUAAUUUAUUCGAAUUUACGACUUUUGUGUUAUUAUUCGCUAAUAUGUACCUAUGUUAUGUGUGUCGGAAUGGUUAAAAUUCAUGCUCCAUUAUCAUAUAUCACUACGUCAUAAUGUAUUAUGCUGCUAAACCACUAUGUAUGUUAUGUACACUGAUAUAAGCAAGUGAGUAAGCUUACAUCAACUGCAUUAAAAUAGUUUGUAUGCUGUGUUCAAAUAUAGUUUCCAGAAUCUGCCUUUAUUUCAUUGUAGCGUGUACAUAGUAGGUUUUACAUCACUUUAUUUUAUGUUUUGUAAGUUUCAGAUAUUUCCUUUGUUUUAUCGUACACGGUGUGAGCUGUAUGGUACAUGUUUGUGUUGAAUGUUCAAUGGCAGUAGUUACGUUCUAUUCUCGACUUUGAAAGUCUAUGUCUUACACUACUAUAGUUAUUUUAGAAUAGUUAGUUUACUAAUCUAAACUAUUUCGGAAAUGUAUUAUGUGCAUUAACAAUGUAGAUGCUAGUUUAAUAUUACUGUGUCUAUAGUAGUAGUAUGUUAAUUGGCUAUACUGAGAGAGAAAUCAAUUUUAUAAUGGAAGAGUUGUGGUUGACUCCACAAAUGCAUUUGAUUAUUGACAAUUUUCACAAUGUCUGUACCGCUUGCCUGUACUGUAUAGAUAAUUAAAAUACGGCAAUAAGUAAUUUUUACAGCUUAUUUUUUUAAUAUGUACUUUAACAAUAGGCCACAAUACAGAAAGCGCUUAAUUGGCUAAAUAUUUUGCUAUGAAGAGUGCUUAUAUCUAUAAACAUACUGCACAAAUUAUCAAAAUAAUAAAAUCCAUCAAUACUUUGGUAUGGAUUUAAAAUUAAAACCAUAUACAUUUUAUGAAAAUAAUCAUUUUCGAAUACACGAGUUUGUGGUCGUAUUUUAUCAGCCCUAUGAUUGAAACACUGUUUUACUAGAUUUAACUCAUAAUUAUUGCUUUAAAACAUUUCGAAAUUAAUACAUUUUACUUUACUAAUACGGUAUUUUCAUUACAUAAGAUUAAAUAUAAUAAAAUUAUUCAUGGGUUAGUGUGAUUACAAUGUCAUCGCUUUGAAAUAGUGUAACCUUCCUUAAAAAUAUAAUUAGAGAAAAUUAGUCUCUUUCUUUCGACACAGAGAUCAAUUAAUGGGAAAACUACUUCAUAAACUAAACAAAACAACAAUAAAUUGAUUCAGGAUGCUCAAAUCACAAAUUGUAAUACAAUUAUACAGUAGAAUAUCAAAGUAUAUAGAAACAUUAUAAUAAUUAUUGUAGAAGCUUAUAUUAUGUGGUGAAAUAUAAAGAAGAUAUAAAAUGGAAAUUAUUCAUACUGUACAUUUGAAAUUGUCUAAGUAAAAUAAAUUUUAAUGGUUAGUGUGCACUAAGUUAAAGUUAUCUAUAGAUAAUUCUAAGAUUUAGAUUAUAAUCAGCUAUUUGGCUUCUAAAUUAUAAAGCUAUGUGACUUGUUAUCAACCACAACAAUGUACGGUAAUCUUCUCAAUAUUAAUACGUAAAAUAAACACCAAAUUGAUUACAAUUUACAACAAAAAAAUAUAUGCUAAAAUCGUCCAAAACUUAUUAGUUAGUUCUUAGAUUAAUUAUUAAGUUACCUAAUCGAUAAGCAGUUUGGAAGUCAUUGUAGUGAAAUUCACGGCGAAGAAUGUUAAUUAUUAAUUACAUAAUGAUAUUUAAUAAACAGAAUGUGUUUGGAUGCAGAUA
Molecule: messenger RNA, 3653 nt
Organism: Manduca sexta (tobacco hornworm)
Lineage: Eukaryota; Metazoa; Arthropoda; Insecta; Lepidoptera; Sphingidae
Product: ubiquitin-conjugating enzyme E2 R2
Exons: 5
Coding region: 401-1129 (242 amino acids)
Biological process (GO): protein polyubiquitination; ubiquitin-dependent protein catabolic process
Molecular function (GO): ubiquitin conjugating enzyme activity
Source: RefSeq, a predicted model, not a curated record